AUGCACUGCGACGCCGCAUGGCAGGGCUCCGAUGAGGAAUGCAUGCGAUUGGCGCAGAAAGCCCUCGUCUCCUCCGGUCUCCUCGCCCGCUUGAACAACCUGGGCAGCAAGACGGAGCACAGUGAAGAGCCCUUCUCCGCCGGCGCCUGGCUCGCACAUGGGGAUGGCGACCUCGAGCCUCUCAAGGUGGACGCCUUAGCUAAGAUUGGGGUUUAG
This is a messenger RNA of Symbiodinium natans, 216 nucleotides long. The record is from the annotation of a GenBank genome assembly. NCBI's taxonomy places the organism in Eukaryota, Dinophyceae, Suessiales, Symbiodiniaceae.